AUUGACUCGGACUCUCUCUCUCUCUCUAUUCCUCUCUGUCACGUACUUCAAACUUUCCUUCGCCAUUUCUCGGGUCCGAGAAAUUGGAGCUACAUCUGAUAUUCGCCAAAGAAGCUUUCCUCGCCUUUUCCUCUUCCACAGCCUCAGAUCGGGUCCGCAGAGGAUCUUCGAUUUUGAAGAAGAGCUGAAGAGAGAGAAAGAGACAUUGUGUUUUUCGCAUUUGGUUGUUUCGGCUCUGGAUCUGACCGGCGAUGGCUUUGUCCGGCAUGCGAGGCCUCUCGGUCUUCAUCAGCGACAUUCGGAAUUGCCCGAACAAAGAGCAGGAGAGGCUUCGGGUCGACAAGGAGCUCGGCAACGUCCGUACCCGCUUCAAGAACGAAAAGGGUUUGACCCACUAUGAGAAAAAGAAAUAUGUUUGGAAAAUGCUUUACAUUUAUAUGUUGGGUUAUGAUGUGGAUUUUGGUCACAUGGAAGCUGUUUCUCUAAUAUCUGCACCAAAGUAUCCAGAAAAGCAGGUUGGGUACAUCGUGACAGCUUGCUUACUAAACGAGAACCACGAUUUCCUGCGAUUAGCCAUAAAUACAGUGCGCAAUGAUAUUAUUGGCAGGAAUGAGACUUUCCAAUGCCUGGCACUGACGAUGGUUGGGAAUAUUGGUGGAAGAGAAUUUGCUGAGUCUUUAGCACCUGAUGUUCAGAAGUUAAUUAUAUCUAGCAGCUGCAGACCGCUUGUAAGAAAGAAGGCUGCGUUAUGUCUACUGCGUUUGUACCGGAAAAAUCCUGAUGUAGUAAAUGUAGAUGGAUGGGCGGAUCGUAUGGCUCAACUUUUGGAUGAACGUGAUCUUGGUGUUUUGACAUCCUCUAUGAGCCUUCUUGUUGCCCUUGUAUCAAAUAACCAUGAAGCUUACUGGAGUUCUCUUCCAAAAUGUGUUAAAAUACUGGAGCGGCUUGCUAGAAAUCAGGAUGUUCCACAAGAGUACACUUACUAUGGGAUCCCAUCUCCUUGGCUUCAGGUUAAGACGAUGAGGGCUCUACAGUAUUUUCCUACUAUCGAAGAUCCAAAUACCAGAAGAUCAUUGUUUGAGGUCUUACAACGGAUAUUGAUGGGCACUGAUGUUGUGAAAAAUGUAAACAAGAACAAUGCAUCGCACGCUGUUCUUUUUGAAGCCCUUGCUCUUGUUAUGCAUCUAGAUGCUGAAAAAGAGAUGAUGUCUCAGUGUGUUGCACUUCUGGGAAAAUUUAUAGCUGUGCGAGAACCGAAUAUCCGAUAUCUUGGGUUGGAGAAUAUGACGCGCAUGUUGAUGGUAACAGAUGUGCAAGAUAUUAUUAAAAGACAUCAGGCUCAGAUUAUCACCUCAUUGAAGGAUCCCGACAUCAGUAUUCGUAGGCGAGCACUCGAUUUGCUUUACGGCAUGUGUGAUGUUUCAAAUGCAAAAGACAUAGUUGAGGAAAUAUUGCAGUAUCUUAGUACGGCGGAAUUUGCAAUGCGUGAGGAAUUGUCACUUAAAGCUGCUAUACUUGCGGAAAAGUUUGCCCCUGAUCUUUCAUGGUACGUGGAUGUAAUUCUUCAGUUGAUUGACAAGGCUGGAGAUUUUGUGAGUGAUGAUAUAUGGUUUCGGGUUGUGCAAUUUGUUACAAACAAUGAAGACCUACAGCCGUAUGCAGCUGUAAAAGUCAAAGAGUAUCUUGACAAGCCAGCCAUACACGAGACAAUGGUUAAGGUAAGUGCGUAUAUCCUUGGAGAAUUUGGGCACCUUUUGUCUAGACGGCCUGGGUGUGGUCCAAAGGAGUUAUUCAACAUUAUACAUGACAAGCUUCCUACUGUAUCAACUUCUACGAUACCCAUUCUUCUUUCAACAUAUGCUAAGAUCUUGAUGCAUACUCAACCACCGGAUCCGGAACUACAGAAUCAGAUUUGGGCGAUAUUCAGCAAAUAUGAGAGCUGCAUUGAUGUUGAAAUACAACAACGAGCUGCGGAGUAUUUUGCCUUGAGUAGGAAAGGUGCAGCUCUAAUGGAUAUAUUGGCUGAAAUGCCCAAGUUCCCAGAGCGACAGUCAUCCUUGAUCAAAAAGGCUGAAGAUGCUGAAGUUGAUACUGCUGAACAAAGUGCUAUCAAGUUGCGGACCCAGCAGCAAAUGUCAAAUGCUUUAGUUGUAACUGACCAACGUCCUGCUAAUGGCACUCCCUUAGUGGGCCAGCUCAGUCUCGUCAAAGUGCCCAGCAUGACCAAUAAUACGGAUGUCAAUUCAGCUGAUCAAGGAUUGACCCCGGAAAAUGGGGCCUUGACUACAGUUGAUCCACCACAACCUUCAGCUGAUCUUCUUGGUGAUCUUUUGGGUCCUCUGGCUAUUGAAGGUCCUCCAACUGCCAUCCAAUCUCAGCAAAAUAUAGUCUCUGGAUUGGAAGGUGAUCAUGCAGUGGAAGCCACAGCCAUAGUUCCUGUUGAUGAGCCACAGAAUUCUGUACAGCCAAUAGGAAACAUUGCCGAAAGAUUUCAUGCUUUGUGCUUGAAGGAUAGUGGUGUUCUUUAUGAGGAUCCUCAUAUUCAGAUUGGCAUAAAAGCAGAGUGGAGAAUGUAUCAUGGGCGUCUUGUUCUUUUCUUGGGAAACAAGAACACCACACCACUUGUUUCAGUUCAGGCUAUAAUUUUGCCUCCGUCCCAUUUAAAAAUUGAGCUAUCGUUAGUACCAGAAACUAUUCCUCCUAGGGCACAGGUGCAAUGCCCACUUGAGGUUGUGAAUCUCCGUCCAAGCAGGGAUGUGGCAGUGCUGGACUUUUCCUACAAGUUUGGUAACAAUGUGGCCAAUGUCAAGCUUCGUCUGCCAGCUGUCCUAAAUAAAUUUCUUCAGCCUAUAUCAGUAUCCGCGGAAGAGUUUUUUCCCCAAUGGAGAUCACUAUCAGGACCACCUCUGAAGCUCCAAGAAGUGGUUAGAGGUGUAAAACCACUACUGCUCAUGGAAAUGGCAAAUUUAUUUAAUAGUUUCCGGUUAAUCGUUUGUCCAGGGCUUGAUCCCAAUCCAAAUAACCUUGUUGCAAGCACCACAUUUUUCUCCGAAAGUACACAGGCCAUGCUUUGCUUGGUUAGAAUUGAAACAGAUCCAGCUGACAGAACUCAGUUGCGGGUGACAAUUGCCUCAGGAGACCCUACACUGACAUUUGAGUUGAAGGAGUUCAUUAAAGAACAAUUAGUUAGCAUACCGUCAGUCCCCACAGCCCCUCGUGCAUCACCUGGACAGGCGCCACCAGCGCCUCCAGUAGCCCAACCGACCAGUUCGGCAGCAGCAUUAUCAGAUCCUGGGGCUCUGCUGGCUGGCUUGCUGUGACAGAGGAAGGUGAUAGCUGCCUGAGGAAUUGUUCAUUAAACAUUAAACACAAAAAAAAAAAAAAAAAACCUGAUUUAUACCGCCUGCCCACCCGGUUUAUCCCUCCGAGUUAAAGAGGUUGAUCAAUCGUCGAUGAUGCAAGAGCUGGCGGGAAAUUAAGGGUGAGCUAAUUUGUGGUCGGCUUUGUGUCGUGAGUUGGGGAUUUUGAGGGGUUGGUCGGGGUUUUGAAAUUCUUUUCUGCACAUUGCAGUUGUGCCCAAGUGAGAUAGUUUUCUUUUUUCCUUUCUCGGGUUGAGGUUUUUGUUUCUUUUUCAUUUCAUUUUGUCAGUUCCCUGAUAGUGAAUUGGUUUCUGUAAUACCUAUAUUUGACAGCGUGUAAGAUAUCCCAUGUAGUAGACUAGUUGUAAAAGUAUGGCGUUGUUUGUUAGUCGUAA
Morus notabilis is the source of this 3754-nucleotide messenger RNA. Its product is annotated as AP-2 complex subunit alpha-1. Gene Ontology annotation, molecular function: clathrin-cargo adaptor activity. Gene Ontology annotation, cellular component: AP-2 adaptor complex; membrane coat. The coding region runs from base 252 to 3320 and encodes 1022 amino acids. The record is from RefSeq and is a predicted model, not a curated record. NCBI's taxonomy places the organism in Eukaryota, Viridiplantae, Streptophyta, Magnoliopsida, Rosales, Moraceae. The transcript is spliced from 27 exons. Gene Ontology annotation, biological process: clathrin-dependent endocytosis; intracellular protein transport.